CGAGUUCCAACUAGCACUUGAACGCGACAUAAAUUCAGAAAGUCUUCACGCUCUCUCCCAACUAAAAUAGUUUCUACUGGAUUUUGCACCGACUCGGAUAAAUUAUUUAUUCUCGGGAUAACAAUAAGAUCGUGCAGAAACAUGCCUGACAAGAACAGUCGGCUGCGUCAGGCUCAGGAAGAGGCGGAGGAGGUGAAGGUCAUCAUGAUGGACAACAUGGAGAAGACCGAGGAACGCAAGGCGAAACUGCAGGACCUUGACAAAAGGGCUGAGGAACUGAAGUUCAAAAGCAAGUCCUUCCACAAGACCUCAAUGAAGGUGAAGGAGCAGAAGAAAUGUGACAACAUCAAGGCCAAAUGGAAGCUCAUUGCUGUUGUUGCAGCCUCGGCCAUAAUUGUCAUUCUAGUAGCUACCUUCAUGUUGGUCAACAGAUCAAGCCCUGAAAACACACAUGAUAUAGGCAGUAUCCCAAUGAACGAAGGAGGCAUUACACCAACAACCAUUGGGCCUGGGAAGUAGGCUAUAGCCUAGAAUCAAUAGGGCUGAAGAGGAAACAAAUAGUGGGCACUACUUGAAGUAUACUAAUAUCGGUGAAAGGUAUUUUCUAGCUUCUGUUGUUGAUACUUUACUUGUCCUUGUACACCCAUUGGAGACUACUACAGAUCAAUCAGGGAAGAUAAAUAACUUAUUAGGUGCAUAACUUGUUAAAGAAUUGCAUUAUUCAGAAUCUUGUUGGGAUUACCAAUUAUCUGUAAAAUAUUACAUCUGAUAAUAUUGAAAUCAGAAAAGGUAAGACAUUAGGGGUGAUGAGAUAGGAAAUAGAUCAAAUCUUUCAACAGCAUUUAUAAUGCAUUACUGUACAUCUUGGGAUACAUAACUAAGGUUAACCUGAAUAUAAAAUAGUUGUAUUUUGUAGUUUAUUUGAAAAUACCAUCUUUUCAAAUACUCGUGGCAAUAAUUUCCUUUGAUAUUCAAAUACAGGUCUCAGAAAAAAAUUCUGUAUUUUGAAUACGUCUUUCAGAAAAUACUGCAGAGAAAUAGCUAUUUUUUGAAUAAAAAUAUUUUAUGGUUGCCAAAUAUUUUAGGAAAAACCAAAAACUACAACAGUUGCGUUGAAAUAUAAUGACCAUAAGCACAUGGUUUGGAGGGCUCCUAGAUAUGAAUCUUAAUAUAGCCUAGAAUUAAAUAAAUGAAGGACAUGGAAUCCCCUCAACAUUAGAGUAGACCACUUUUGCAGCUUAAAAAUGACCAACAAAUAUACAGUAUUUUCAUAAUGAUUGAGACAAGGUAAUACAGUAACACUUGACAUCAAGUUCUUAUACAUGUGUAGUAAUUUUGUGACAAUAGCGACAUUGUUGUUACAUAGGACCUUGGAAAUUGCUUUAUAAUUGCACAAUGGAGUUAUUACACAAGUGGAAUAAGGACAGUCAUUAUUCCUUGUGUACAUGAGUUAAAAAUGCAGCUGAUUGCUAUGCAAUUAAAAUGCAAUUACCAAUUAUGUAACAUGCUAAUAAAAUGUUUAAGUUUUAUUACCCAGGCACAAGAACAGUUGUUAAGUGGAAUGCUAAUGGUUACAAAAUAUGGCUAUUAAGUGUCAAAAGGAAACUAAAUAUCUCAAAACUUAAAUAACUAUAGCCAAAAUCAUGUUAGUUUGUAUUCUGAGUAAACUGUCUCUUUAAAUAUGUUAUAGUGUGUGUUUGAAACAACACUUACCCACAGAUGGACAAAGAGUUAAGUUGUUUUUGCUAAGCAUCCAACUUGCUGUUUGCAGAUGGCUUUGAAUUUCUCUGCAGUAAUUUCAGGUGUCAUAAAAUUAAUUGCAACUUUCUACCUUUUCAGUGGCAUGUUGAGUCAGUCGAACGUCAACUGAUUUAUACUUAUCUUUACAAAAUAUCAUUGGUUUGACUUGAUUAUGUACUCCUAUGGCAAUGGACAUUUACAGAAUGUUCAGAUAUAAAAUGUGUUGUGUAUAUCAAAUAUGACUGUCAAAUAGAAUGGUAUAGUAUAGGAGAUUGUGUGCGAGCACUAUUCAUUAUUUAUAUCUUCAACAUGCAGUUGCAGAUAAACUUUGUUAGUUGAAGGCAGACAAUCCAAUAGUUUCUUAAAAAGUAGCCACUUCCUGAGAUCGGUAUUGAAAUAUAAAAACAAGGUACUUGCUUUA
Messenger RNA from Oncorhynchus mykiss (rainbow trout), 2161 nucleotides. RefSeq lists its product as uncharacterized. The record is from RefSeq and is a predicted model, not a curated record. Gene Ontology annotation, biological process: vesicle-mediated transport. Gene Ontology annotation, cellular component: membrane. NCBI's taxonomy places the organism in Eukaryota, Metazoa, Chordata, Actinopteri, Salmoniformes, Salmonidae.